CUUCUCCUCCUCCUCCUCCGUUUUGACCGGCAAAUGCCGCUUCCGGUUCCACUACUAUUACUCUCCGCCAAACAAGAGACCGGUGAGGUUUCGUGGCUUCCAUGCCCUCCGUUGCCACAAGAUGUACGUCCCUGGAUUUGGGGGGGCUUCGCCGGAAUCAAAGGCCGCAAGAAAUCUCCAGGAUUUCUUCACUUACGCCGCCGUUAAGAUUGUUCUGGCUCAGCUCGAGAGCUAUAAUCCUGAGGCAUAUCAGGAGUUGAUGGAGUUUAUCAACCACAACUCUUUGAAUGAUGGGGACAUGUUCUGUAGAAGGCUGAUGCGUGAGUCUCCAAGGCAUAAGAGUUUAGCUCUUCGUAUUUUAGAGGUUCGAUCGGCAUAUUCGAAAAAAGAUUUUGAGUGGGACAACUUAAAGAAGUUAGCUUUUAAGAUGGUUGAUGAGUCUAACACUAGGCUCAUGAGGGAAUAUGUGACAGAAACAAGUCACCUAGAAAAUGAGCAGUAAAUUUUUGAGAUGCAAGUUACUCCUUCCCAAAACAUCAGGAAUUAUAUAUAUCAACAUGGCAUGCUACAUGACAUAAGCCUUAUGAAUUGUGGCAUUUAAAAGUACUUGUACAUUAGUUAUACGUAGAUAUCAUAAGAAAAUGAUUCAAAAAGAUUCGAUUAUGUUAAAUGGCAAACUAAAGUUCUAUUAGAAUGUAAUGAAGCAUGGUAAUUUUUUAUUUUUU
This is a messenger RNA of Musa acuminata subsp. malaccensis (wild Malaysian banana), 725 nucleotides long. Its product is annotated as chaperonin-like RBCX protein 1, chloroplastic. The record is from RefSeq and is a predicted model, not a curated record. Lineage: Eukaryota; Viridiplantae; Streptophyta; Magnoliopsida; Zingiberales; Musaceae. Gene Ontology annotation, biological process: ribulose bisphosphate carboxylase complex assembly. Gene Ontology annotation, molecular function: protein folding chaperone.